This is a messenger RNA of Drosophila eugracilis, 456 nucleotides long. Its product is annotated as MAGE-like protein 2. NCBI's taxonomy places the organism in Eukaryota, Metazoa, Arthropoda, Insecta, Diptera, Drosophilidae. The transcript has a single exon. The coding region runs from base 1 to 456 and encodes 151 amino acids. The record is from RefSeq and is a predicted model, not a curated record.
AUGCUGUCGAUGAGCCUACUGAUGGAACCACCACGCCUACUGAUGGGACCACCACUCCCACCGAUGGAACCACCACGCCUACUGACGGAAGCACCACUCCCACUGAUGGAAGCACCACUCCCACUGAUGGAAGCACCACCCCAACUGAUGGAAGCACCACCCCAACAAAUGGAAGCACCACCCCGACUGAUGGAACCACUUCUCCUUCGACUGGAGGCAGCACAUCUCCCUCAACUGGUGAUAGCACAAGUCCAGCGGCAGGAUCAUCCGAUACCCCGCCAUCCACUGGAAGUGACGACAGCACCAGCACUAGCACCGGUAACAGAAACAAUAACCGCCGGAAGAGGCGCCAGCGGAAUCAGCGUCGCCGCCAGCGCCGUCAGCGUCGUCAACGGGCUCAGCGCAGGAGAAACCGUAGAAACAACCAGAACAACAGGACCGGCUAGGUCGAUAUAA